Anopheles moucheti is the source of this 2547-nucleotide messenger RNA. It is a transcript of the gene ZnT49B, whose product is annotated as zinc transporter 9. The record is from RefSeq and is a predicted model, not a curated record. Gene Ontology annotation, molecular function: monoatomic cation transmembrane transporter activity. Gene Ontology annotation, cellular component: membrane. Gene Ontology annotation, biological process: zinc ion transport; transmembrane transport. Bases 241 to 2106 code for a protein of 621 amino acids. NCBI's taxonomy places the organism in Eukaryota, Metazoa, Arthropoda, Insecta, Diptera, Culicidae. The transcript is spliced from 7 exons.
CAUAACAGCCUACAGUCGCGAAAAAUGUCCACAUCGAUUGCGAAAUAUCGACAAAAUUAAUAGUGUGUAGGGCGCUUUCGCAACCAACAUCCAUUCCAUCUCUAUUCCCCAACGGAAGGUGUUCACGUCAGCAAAGGGACAGACAACGGCCAAACCCCUUUUCCGACCGAAGCUAGGGACAUAGGGCGCUCCUCAUCGGAGGUGGCCCUAUUGUACGCGUUUUCUGAACUGUACUGCAAAAUGACGAUUCACCGAGCAGCAUGGAUGUUGCUAUGCCACCGGAGUCAGCUGCACCAGGUACCAAUUGGGAAACUUUCGCUUGGAUGCCCAAGGUCGCACGCGUGGGCAGAUGUGUUGCUGGCUGGGCAAGCGUUGCGCUGCAAUAAACGAUAUAACCAAAGAAGUUUCUCCUCGUCACGCAUCGUCAACCAGUCGAAGGAGGAACAAGAUAAGCUGAAAGAAAAGGUGCAAGCGCCAGCGAGCGCAAGCCCACCGAUUGAGCAGGAAUCGCGGCUAGAGAUAGACACGAAGCACGGAAAAUUGCUGGUGAAAACAACACUGGCGGACUCGAAGCUGCAGGAGAUUAUAAUCGAGAAACCAAAAUCAGAAACAGCGACGCCGGUUACCGCGAAGAGGGAAGAUUUGCCGAAACCAUCGCUCCUCGCCGAAGAGGAUGCUCGCGCCAAAGCGGAAGCCGAUCUAAAGGAGCAGCUAGCCGAAAAAAAUCGUCAGUUGGCGAAGAAACGCAUCCGGGUGGAUUUUUCGCGCUCUUCGCUGGAGCGCAACUUUAUCACUCCGGUACGGGCCAUGUCCGACUUCCUGCUAAAGCCGUCCGAUUUGGAAGCGUUGGCUAAAACGAAACGUCGCUCACCGUACGAACAGGAGCCACCGAUAACGGUCUACUGGCGGAAGGAUGUGGAGGCGAAGGCGAUCGAGGUGUGGGGCUCGCGGGAAAAUCUUCUGAAGGAAUGUUUGAAGCGAGAAAUCGAGAAAAAGAUGCACCAACAAAACAUAUUUACCGUAAAGCGAAGAUUGCGGGACUAUCGGCGAGAAAUUGGCAGCCGCACAAAUGUGGUCGAUUCCGAACCGGGACUGUUUGGGAAAUCGGGCAAGGUGGUACUGACCGCGAUUGCAAUCAAUGCGACCAACUGUCUGUUCAAGUUCGGAGCCUGGUUGUAUACGGGUUCGCACAGUAUGUUUGCGGAAACGAUACACUCGCUUGCGGAUACGAUCAACCAGCUUAUCCUGGCGUACGGCAUCCACAAGUCAACCCAAAUCGCCGAUUCCGACCAUCCGUACGGGUACAGCAACAUGAAGUACGUGUCAUCGCUAAUAUCCGGUGUCGGUAUUUUCUGUGUCGGUACUGGUCUGUCGUUUUACCACGGUAUCAUGGGUCUGGUCGAUCCCCAUCCGAUCGAUGACUUCUUCUGGGCAUUCUUCAUUCUGGGUGGUUCGCUAGUGUCGGAAGGCGCCACCCUGCUGGUAGCGAUCAACAGCUGUCGGAGUGGUGCGAAAGCCCUAGGCAUGAGCUUUAGAGAUUACGUGGCCCGCGGACAGGAUCCGUGCGUCAAUGUAGUACUUACAGAGGAUGCCGCCGCGGUAUUAAGUGUAGCUCUGGCAGCCACCUGCAUGGGUCUAUCCACCUACACCGGUUCCCCAAUUCCAGACGCGGUCGGUUCGCUGCUAGUAGGUUGCAUGCUCGGUGGUGUCGCCUCCUUCAUUAUCUACACGAACGUGGCAGCACUAGUCGGACGUUCGAUUCGUCAAGAGAAUCUCGACAAAAUUAAUGCCGAACUGGAGAGUGACAUUAUGAUCCGGGCAAUCCAUGACGUCAAGGGUAUAGAUAUGGGGAACUCAUUGGUUAGAUAUAAGGCUGAAAUGGAUUUCGAUGGCCGUGAACUGACACGCGUAUAUCUGGAUAAGCAGGAUUUAAACCUGUUGCUGGAGGAGGUGCGCACGUUCCAAACGAUCGACGAGCUGGAAGCGUUCCUGUUGAAGCAUGGCGAAAACAUUGUCGAUCUGAUGGGCGGUGAAAUUGAUAGGAUCGAAAUGAAACUACGUAAAAAAUUCCCCGAAAUAAGACACUGUGAUUUGGAGAUACUGUAAGGCCCUUAACGUAAUUUGCUUCCUGGUUUAUUUUACAUGUUACGUCAUAUUAUGAACACAUUUUGCGGCAUAGCACUAUAAAACUGAAGCAAAGGAAUAUCAGGAACUGUCCAUGCCUGUUGGCUGUUUCAGCUAAAGUACAAGUGGUAUAAAGUUUAAAACAAAACGCAUGCAAAUACAAGUAAAGUUCUCCCGUUCAUCCGUUCUCGAUGUUCGGCCGUUCACUGUUAGACAAUAUUGUGCUACUAAUAGAACCAAUAAAUGCAAAGCAAAACAAUACACAAAACUCAAACUAACGCUUGUUUACCGUAAUGCAAACGUAGCGGUGAUUAUUCUGCUGCAAAUUGACGAUAGACAGGAACAUUUUCGAUAGCACUAGAACUUGAAGCAGGUGCUGUUUAAUUGUGUAAAAGCCGAGCUUACCACAAAUUGUGCAGUAGU